GAAUGAAGUUAGUUACAUCAAAAAUCAGUUUUAACUUGACACAUUACGAAGCAAAAUACAAUUUGAAACAAUCAUUCCGAUUGAAUAAAAACCUUAUAAAAACGUUGUAUUUUCACGAUGGCUGCACGUUACGAUAGAGCUAUUACGGUUUUUUCACCUGAUGGUCAUCUGUUACAAGUGGAAUACGCCCAAGAAGCCGUCCGAAAAGGAUCCACAGCGGUUGGUGUUAGAGGUAAAGAAGCCGUCGUAUUGGGGGUAGAAAAAAAGUCUGUAGCAAAACUGCAAGAAGAAAGGACAGUACGGAAAAUAUGUCUUUUAGACGAUCAUGUAGUUAUGGCAUUUGCUGGUUUAACAGCUGAUGCAAGAAUUUUAAUAAAUAGAGCUCAAAUUGAGUGUCAAUCUCAUAAAUUAACUGUUGAAGAUCCGGUUACUUUGGAGUACAUCACUCGGUACAUUGCGAGUUUAAAACAAAAAUACACCCAAAGCAAUGGAAGAAGGCCAUUUGGUAUGUCAUGUUUGAUUGGAGGAUUUGAUUAUGAUGGCAUUCCUCAUUUAUAUCAAACUGAACCUUCUGGUAUUUAUUACGAGUGGAAAGCUAAUGCAACUGGGAAAUCUGCGAAGACUGUAAGGGAGUUUUUGGAGAAAUAUUAUACCGAUGAAGAAGUUGCCAGUGAAGCAGGAACUGUAAAGUUGGCUAUAAAAGCUUUAUUGGAAGUGGUGCAAUCUGGGCAAAAGAAUUUAGAGAUUGCGGUUAUGAGAAAAGGGCAGCCUAUGGUUAUGCUUGAUGCGGAAACUAUUGAAAAAUAUGUUAAUCAGAUUGAAAAGGAAAAGGAAGAAGAAGCGGAGAAAAAGAAACAAAAAAAAUAAUCUAAUAAGGCGAUAUUUUUCUUAAUUAUCUUAUUCGUUUGUAAUUUGUAAUAAAAAUAAAAGCUAC
This is a messenger RNA of Onthophagus taurus, 934 nucleotides long. Its product is annotated as proteasome alpha4 subunit. The record is from RefSeq and is a predicted model, not a curated record. Gene Ontology annotation, cellular component: proteasome core complex; proteasome core complex, alpha-subunit complex. Gene Ontology annotation, biological process: ubiquitin-dependent protein catabolic process. Lineage: Eukaryota; Metazoa; Arthropoda; Insecta; Coleoptera; Scarabaeidae.